Molecule: messenger RNA, 674 nt
Organism: Camellia sinensis
Lineage: Eukaryota; Viridiplantae; Streptophyta; Magnoliopsida; Ericales; Theaceae
Source: RefSeq, a predicted model, not a curated record
AAGUUUUUGGUCUUUUGGUAAUUCUGUCAAUGGUAGUGCAGAGAAGGUGGAGACACAGAGAGAGAGAGAGAGUGAGAGACCUAUAUCUGGGGGUGUAAGUGAUGGAGAGCUUCAUUGCAAUGGCGUCAAAAUUACUGAUCGUGGUGGUGUUCGCAUUCGAUGUAAUUGCGUUUGCGUUGGCUAUAGCCGCUGAGCUGAGGAGAACCACUGCCACAGUCAAACCAAACUCUGAUUUGAAUUAUGAGUAUUGUGUUUACAACUCAAGCAUAUCCACUUGGUUUGGUGUUAGUGCCUCCUUGUUUUUAAUGGCCAGUCAAGUCCUCGUAAUGGUGACAACCCAAUGCUUCUGCUGUGGGAAUGCUUUCAAACUGGAAGGUUCUAGGGCUUCCACACUUGUUCUUUUCAUAACCUGCUGGGUGUUCUUCAUCAUCACAGAGGUGUGCUUGCUAGCUGGUUCAGUGAUGAAUGCCCAUCACACCAAGUACCGGGCCAUUUUUGGUGAAAACCUUCCCUUUUGUCAUACCAUGAGAAAAGGAGUUUUUGCAGCCGAGGAAACUUUCGUUUUCUUGAAUUGCAUAGUCUCCGAGAUUUACUAUAUUUGCCUUUCCGAUUCCAAGGAAAGCUUCGACCCAUAUGAUGAAGAAGCUAGUAUUGCUCUGAUAAUCUCAAAAUAA